AUGUCUUCCCCCAGCCCUGAGGAUGUGCCCCAGAGGCCUGAGCCUGAACCCUCAAGCUCCAAUAAGAAAAAGAAGAAAAGAAAGUGGCUGCAGCAAGCAGCCAGCAUCCAAGCCCUCACCAGGGCUGGCCAUGGCGCCCUUCAGGCUGGCCGGAACCAUGAGGCCUUGACCAACUUCCAGAAGGCCUUCCUUCUGGCCUCCAAGGCCCCACGAACCAGGGACACCCCUGUGCUCCAGGCCUGUGCCUUCAACCUGGGGGCUGCCUAUGUGGAGACGGGGGAUCCAGCCAGAGGCCUCGAGCUGCUUCUGCAAGCUCAGCCUGAAGAGAAGGCACAGGGCAGGCGUCAUGGCGACCAGUGUUUCAACGUGGCUUUGGCCUACCAUGCCCUCGGUGAGCUGCCUCAAGCUUUGGCCUGGUACCACAGGGCCGUGGGCCACUACCAGCCGCAGGGUGACCAGGGAGAAGCCUGGGCGAAAAUGGGAGCCUGCUACCAGGCUCUGGGACAGCCUGAGCUAGCAGCCCACUGCCUGCAGGAAGCAAGCCGGGCCUAUGCCCAAGAGAGGCAGCCGCGGGCUGCAGCCCUGGCACUGGGGGCUGCGGCAGGAUGUCUGCUGAAGAGUGGGCGGCACGGGGUAGGGGAAGUUGUGCAGAUGCUGGAGAACAGCCGGAGGCUUGCAGAGACGAGCGCUGAGAAGACACUGCUGGGGCACCUCUAUAAUGAUCUAGGCCUGGGCUACUCCGAGCUCCAGCUGUUCCCGCUGGCUGUGGAGGCCUUCCUGCAGGCCCUGCCCCUGUGCUCGGUGCCAGGAGAGCAGGCCACGGUGCUAAGAAACCUCGGGAUGGCCCACAACGCCCUUGGCAACUAUCAGGAAGCUCAGGCGUUUCAUCAGAAGGCUGCUGACCUGCAUGGCUCUGUGGGGCAGCGGUGGGAGCAGGGCCGGAGCUUUGGCAGCCUGGCAUUUGCAUUGAGCCAGCUGGGGGACCACAAGGCCGCCAGAGACAACUACCUGCAUGCCCUGCAGGCUGCCCGUGACUCUGGGGACAUGAAGGGACAGUGGCAGGCCUGUGAGGGUCUGGGGGCUGCUGCAGCCAGGCUGGGGCAGUACGACCAGGCUGUGAACUACUAUAAGGAAGCACUGGCCCAGUGUCAGAAGGAGCCAGAUUCUGUGCGAGAGCGGCUGGUGGCCAAGCUGGCAGACGCCGUGAGGACGCAAUUGGCCCAGGUGGGGCUGGUCCAGACUCACACCCUGAUCUCAGCCCCAGGAAGACCCCAGGCUCUAGAUGGGGCCAGCCAAGUGGAGGCGACCUCAGCAAAGGCAGGAAGCAGCGCAGCGGGUGCCCAGCACAGAUCUUCCAGUGGAUGGGAAGACGAAGGGUUUGAAGAGGGCCACCAGGAGAAAAAAGAGGAGAGGUCGGCAAACGUUCCCACGAGGGCUGGGCGGGGGAGACUGGAGCAUGAUUGUUUCCUUCCAGGCACGGUGAAUCAUUCCCACCGUCUAGCUUCUACUUGCCCCGUGUUCACCAAGCACACGCCCUGCAGAGGGACAGUCCUUGGCAAAGCCUCGUCUCCAGGAUCCAGGGCCCAUCUCCCAUUUGUGGGUCCAGGACCUCCCAGAGUGGAGAACCCUAGCUUCCUGGUACCCAACAGCCCUCAAGCCAAUAGAUCAUCCACGUGGCCUACAGAAAGCCUCAGCAGGAGCCACCAGAGGAGACCCACGGAGUCAGGCAUCUGCACGAUCCUGUGA
Saimiri boliviensis boliviensis (Bolivian squirrel monkey) is the source of this 1746-nucleotide messenger RNA. RefSeq names its product tetratricopeptide repeat domain 24 (gene TTC24). Lineage: Eukaryota; Metazoa; Chordata; Mammalia; Primates; Cebidae. The record is from RefSeq and is a predicted model, not a curated record. Gene Ontology annotation, molecular function: protein binding.